AGUCCGGGGUGUCUUUUCCCUCCAUAGAUCGCCAGUUACUUUAAUAACAACUCUAGGAUUUGUUUGAAAACACCUCGGCACAACAAAUCUCCCAGCUCGGGGGAUUCUAAUCAGCCCGGUGAGGUUCAGAUUCUGACCCACGUACAGACAGUGCAGCUGGGGUCUCCCAGCGAGACCACUCGAACCAUCGCUGCAAUCCCUGGUCAGCUGCAGACAGACGCUCUCUCUGCAGAUCACAGGUGAUUACUGAGUUUCCAGCUCUCAGUGGAAUGAUGUGUGAAGUCAUGGAACUGGCUACUCUGGGCCGUCCUUUCCAGCUAGGAAUGCUGUACGACUGCCGGUCAGACACUCUGAUCCCAGAUUGGUGGAGUUCGGAAAGCAGGAGGAUGUGGACAGAUGAAGAAAAUGAACAAUGAAGUGGUGUAUAGAAUACAGAGCAAGGAAGUACAUCACCUUGUGGGAUUCACAGACACUCCAGAAUAACCUCAGUAGUCGGGAUCAGCCCAGCACUGAGUUUCACAUCCUCACAUUGGACUCCAUGGAGAAGAAAGUUGCCGCACUCAAUGUGUCGGAAUCACUGAAAGCAAGUCUGCUGAGUGGUGCAGUGGAGGUGAAAGGAUCAGCAAAAUAUCUCACUGACACAAAGGAAUCAAAACGACAGGCACGAGUUACCCUCCAGUACAAAACAACGACCAGCUUUGAAAAACUGACAAUGAGCCACUUGAGGAAGCUGAACAUCAGUGACCCGAGUGUGUUUGACGAGGAGUCGGCAACCCAUGUCGUUACAGCAGUGCUGUAUGGGGCCCAGGCUUUCUUUGUGUUUGAUCAAAUGGUCACUCCAGCAGAGAAACUGCAGGAUGUCCAGCGUGAUAUGGAAGCAAUGAUUACACAUCUCCCUGAGUUUGCAGUUCAGGGGGAAGAUUCACUGAAAAUGACGGAAGAACAGAAGUUUAAUUCUGAGAAAUUUAGCUGCACCUUUUAUGGGGAUUUCUCACUGAAGAACAAUCCCACCACAUUCCAAGAUGCCAUCAGUACCUAUGCAAGCCUCCCAAGCUUACUGGGAUCAGGUGGGGAGAAUUCAGUGCCUAUGAGAGUCAUACUUUAUCCUCUCAGUAAACUAAACUCAAAUGCUGCUCGGGUGGUGAGGGAGAUAAGUGUGGGUUUGAUCAGUCACUGCCAGCGUGUCCUGGAACAGCUCAGUAAGGCAGUGAUGAGAUGCAAUGAUAUGCUGAAAGACAGGGUCUCCAUUCAGUUUCCUGAGAUUGGAGAUAGGACAAAACAAUUCCAAGGGAUGUGCUUGGAAUACAAACUGGUUUUCCAGGGGACUUUAGCAAGAGUUUUGCCACCUAUCCGGGGAGGUAAAGAAAAGAAAGGUUUACUGGCGGAUAUACUGAAGAACAGGGAACAGUCACCAUUCAGUCAGCAGUCACUGGUCACAUGGUUGGAUAAUAAGGAACAGGAGAUGAAGGCAGUGGGACAUUACCUCAAGAUGUUUGAAGAUAUAUCUUUGGUGAAAUCAAAGAGAGAGUUGGAUGAUGAGCUGAUGGAUCCAACAAUAGACUAUGUGGUCUGCUUCACAUUUACAUCACUGCAUCAGGAUGAUCUCUAUCUGUCAGAGGCAAAGAACUACCUCCAAUCUCUCACAGAUCAGAAAAUGCAGUCACCAACUCCUACUGGGGCCUGUGCGACACGACACAGCAAGCAGUGGUUUUGCCAACAGUCUGUGUCCCAUAAAGUGGAGGAAAAUUCUCAAUUAUUCCUGGACUUUGCCACAGCCAACAAAGCAGAUGGGAAAAUAAAAUUUCUUGUUACGUCUGUGAAGGAUGACAGUCAAACAGGAUCAGCUAUUUACCUGUAUCGGGAAGGGUCUCUGGAGAACCCAUGUUUUGAACCCCCAUCACAGCCAAGGAGACCUAUAGUUCAUCAAACAACACAUGACAGUGUGAUACUGCAGUUACAUCCACCCAGAUAUGGUGCCAGUGAGAUUGUGGGUUACAAGGUAGAGUACCAGGGCCCCCAGCAGGAGGGAUGGACAUCUGUGGUUACACCUGAUAAAUCCCAGUCCUUCACAAUAUCUGGGCUGCAGCCAGGCAAGAGGUAUUAUUUCCAAUACACAGCUGUGUCGAAGGUAGGUGUCAGCAAGGCCAGUGUCAACUCUCGGUACAUCACUUGUCCUACAAGUUCACCUGGUCAACUGGCCUUCCAAUGUUGUUCACCAAUUGCCACUCUGACUUGGGACAUUCCAAAACAGAAUGGGGAUGGUGUUAAAAUAUUUCAGAACAAAAUUGAAUAUAAAGAAGAGACAACAGUUGGGUCCAAAAUGGAGUAUGGAUUAUGCAAGGCAGUGAAGACAAGUGAUACACAAUGUCAUUAUCAGCUAAAGGAAUUGAAACCAAAGGCAAAAUACAGAGUCCGAGUGUCUGCUGACUGUGGGGAAGCAGGUUGCAGUGCAGCAAGUAAUGAGCUAUUAUUAGAAACAGUAAAUGCACCAAAGAGAAUAGCCCAGAAACUUUUGAGAGAAUCUCCAGUGAUAUCCAAAGGAAACCCUUCCAUUUACAAGCUCAACCUGAAGGAGAAGAUAUUGGAUGAUAGGAAACACCUUGUGAAAUGCUCCUUUGGAAAACUCAGUACAAAACACGGAAUGAAGACAAUUAUGGUUCUGGGAGCAACAGGGUCAGGAAAGACGACCCUCAUCAAUGGGAUGAUCAACUACAUCUUGGGCGUGGAAUGGAAAGAUUACUUCAGAUACAAGUUAAUAGAUGAAGAGACAGGAAAAUCCCAGGCUGAAAGUCAGACAUCCUCCAUCACUGCCUACGAACUCCACCAUCAGGUAGGAUUUAAAAUUGAUUACUCUCUGACUAUCAUCGAUACACCAGGAUUUGGAGACACCAGGGGAAUAAGCCGAGAUCACUUGAUCACUGAGAACAUCCGAGAGUUUUUCACCUCCCCACAGGGUGUUGAUCAAAUUGAUGCUGUGUGUUUUGUUGUUCAAGCCUCUUUGGCUCGCCUGACACACACACAGAAAUAUAUCUUUGAUUCAAUUCUUUCUGUUUUUGGCAAAGAUAUUGAAGAGAAUGUUCAGAUAUUGGUGACAUUUGCAGAUGGACAGCCUCCCCCUGUUCUGGAGACUUUGAAGGUAGCAGAGGUACCAUGUCCCAAAGAUAAAAAUGGUGUGCCAGUUCACUUCAAGUUUAACAAUUCAGUUGUGUUUGCCCAGUGUAUGGCAUCUGGAAAAGCUGCCGAUAAGGAUACUUCUGAUGACAGUGAAGAAGAGCAUGAUGAUAAUUUUGAUGCAAUGUCCUGGAAGAUGGGAGAAAACAGUAUGAAGAAAUUCUUUCGGGCUCUGAACAAGAUGGAAACAAAAAGUUUAUCUUUGACCAAAGAGGUUUUGAUGGAACGUAAGCAGCUGGAGACUGUAGUGGAGGGGUUGCAGGUUCAGAUCAGAGUUGGCCUGACCAAACUGGAGGAAGUCAGGAAAACACAACAAGUUCUGAACCAACACCAGACCGAGCUGGAAGCAAAUAAAGACUUUGAGUAUGAGAUUGAGAUUACAGUUCCUGAACAGGAAGAUAUCAGCAAAACAGGCCAUUACAUAACCAACUGUCAAAAAUGUCACUUCACCUGUCACUAUCCCUGUGCGAUUGCAAAUGAUGCAGAAAAAUCUGGGUGUGCAGCAAUGGACGGGAAUAGAAACUGCACUGUCUGUCCCCAAAAAUGUGUCUGGAGUGUUCACUUCAACCAGAAAUACAAGUUUAACUAUGUAACCAAAAAGGAGAAGAGAACAUACGAUGAGCUGAAAAAAAAUUAUGAGAUGGCCUAUGGUGAGAAGAUGACUCAGCAGAAUAUCAUGGAGAGCCUUCAGCAAGAGUUUGUUGUGGUUCAGAAUGUUGUGUUGGAGUUUAUUGAACAAUUAUCCAUCAGCAUUAGGAGACUUGAAGAGAUAGCUCUGAGACCAAGUCCGUUAUCCACUCCAGCUUAUAUUGAGCUCCUGAUUCAGUCUGAGAAAGAAGAGGCCAAGCCUGGGUUCCUGGACAGAAUUCAGGCACUGAGGGACGUCAAGGAACGGGCAGAGUUGAUAGAGAAAGUUACCAAUGUGAAUAUGUCAUCAGAGGAACAGAAGCAAAAUCCAACAGAGUCAAAAAAAAGCACUGGAAACUGGGUUACAAACAACCUUUCUAUCAUUUUUAAUAGGUUCUCUACCAAUAUAUAACUGGAAGACAUUGCAACCAUAUCCAAAAUGGGAAGCAGUUGUUUCACCCAGCUGAUAAACAAUCUGCUGAUUGCAAUUCACCCUCCAUCUUCUCCAACAUCUGCCCGCAGUAUUUAAGACCACAUUGUUUUUCCUCAAUGCUGCCCUCCCUCAGACAUGAUGGGAGCUGUGGACAGAGAAUUUAUCCACAUUCCUUCCUCUUUCCCAUCUACGUCCCAUCCCUUGGAAACAGCAUUGGAAUCGCAGCCUCUAUUACCCCUGUACACAGUCUACUCACAGCUCCACCCCCACCAACUCCUCCUUCAAUCCCUAUUCUCUCCAUGUUGGCAGACAGCACAUUCCCUGAUCUUGUACGAAAUGAUGGUAAACUUUCUCCCAGUUGUAUGCUUCUCUCUGACUACUGUCAGAGUCUCGCCCAUGGGAUGGGUGGAGCAUGGAUGUGUUCCAUGAAAUUCAGCACAGAAAAAUAUAAAGUAGGAGAAAUAAAAUAAGACUUAAGUUAUCAAAUGAUAUAGGAAACCAUUAAGCUCACUGAACCAAUGCUAACUUACAAAUCAACAGCAUCUGUCACAUUCUCCCACUUUCCCCAUAAUCUACUCACUGCCAUUUGCCAACUAAUGCACUCAUUUGCUCAUAAAUUAAGAAAAAAAUGAAUGUGUGGUGGAAAUCUGUAGUAAAAAAACCAGGAAAUGCUGGAACUGCUUAGCAGGUCAAGUAGUGUCUGCUGAGGGAGAAUCAGUUAAUGUUUCAUACCCACAACCUGCAAUAGAUUUUUUGAUGCUCUUCUUUGGAAUGUCUGAACAUUGGAGCAAAUGUAGCUUGUGCAAUCAAAAUAUUAACUGUUUCUCUCUCCAGCAUAUUUGCGUGUUCUUUUAGUGAUUAUGCUUGGACAGAAAGAACAAGAUUAUCCUGUUCCUUAAAAUUCCCUGGGGCCCUACAUUCAUUGUGUACACCGUCUCCUUAUUCAUCCUCCCAACAUACAUCAUCACUUUUUCUUCCUGCCAUCCGUCUUUCCAUUUCACCAACUUAACAAUAUCAAUGUCACUAAAAACUACCCUGCUCACUAUCCGCUGGACACAGGCAUCCACUCACAAACACGGCCAUUUGUGACAAUGAAUUGCACAGAUUAACCACCCUCUAGCUAAAGAAAUUCCUUCUCAUCUCCGUUCUGAUGCUGUCGCGCCUGGCCCUAGACUUCCCCACUAUAGGAAACAAUCCUCUUCACAACCACUCUAUCUAAACCUUUCAACAUCUGAUAGGUUUUGCUGAGAUCCCCCUCAUUCUUCUAAGCUUCAGCAUGUACAGGCCCAGAGCUAUCAAACACUCUUCGUACAUUAACCGUUUCAUUCCCAGAAUCAUUCUUGUGACUCUCCUCUGGACCCUCUUUACAACCAACUCACUUCCUUUCACUGCAUUUCCAAAUGACACUUAUUUGCCCAAUCUCUCAAUCUGUCCAAAUCCUUCUGCAGACUCCCUCAAGGUCUGACUACUCACUACAUUGACAUGUAUACCAAAUGCCCCAUCAUCAGCCCUGUCACUCAAUUCUCAUCCCCUUGCCAGUUUAGUUCCUACCCUCCCCAACAGCUCUAGUAAACCUGCCCAUGAGGAUAUUCGUCCCCCUUGGGUUUAGGUGUAACCCAUCAUUUUUGUACAAGUUUCUUUCAUUCCUUCCGCAGAAGAGAUCCUAAUGAUCUCGGAAUCUGAACUGAUCUGUCUGUGCCAUCAUCCUAUUGCUGCCCUGAUGAGCAUGUGGCACUGGGAGUAAGACAGAGAUUACUACCCUGGAAGUUCUGUUCUUCAGCAUUUUCCCUGACUCCCUGUACUCAGUGCAGGAUCUCUUCCCCCUCCCCCACUUUCUGCCUGUCAUUGUCCCAUGGUGCACCUCGACCUCUGGCAUUUCACCCUCCCUUGAUAUUUUUUUGCAGCAGCUCUGAGACAUACAUCUAUGCAAUUGGGUCUGGAUCCACUGAGCUCUAACCCUUUGAAUUUAUUGUCUCUGACAAUAUCAGACAUGGGCAAACAACAACCAGACUGUCCUUUACAAUACAUUCUGUUACCUCUUCAAAAUGUUGCUCAAUUGGUCAAAUGUCUUUUUUUGGUAAUACUUCUUUUGUUAAUCUAUGAGUAAUCACUAACUUAGCAAGCAUGUAUGAUUCAUGUCAUUCAGAUUUUGUUUCUGCACAACCUCACAUCCUUGUCCUACCCUGCUUGAUCUGGUCUGCUAUUCUGGAAUACAACUAUCACAUUACCAGCUCUUUGGUCACCUUUCUCUUCACUUGUGGGUAGUUUAACAAUAAAAAUUUCUGCUGGGGCCAGAAUAGUCUAUCACAUGCCCCACAUAACAGACUGGGAUACAUCUUAGUUCCUUGGGGAGAUAAAUCCUCAAACUUUAUACGAUACCAAAUACGCCUUUUUCAAUGAUAACAUGCACUAUGAAGAGAUUCCCAAUGGAAUCAACUUAUUUGCUGGUUACCCUUACUACGCUCAUUAAAUGCUUUGGGGUUUUCCAUUAGCUUUCCUUUCUUUUUCAUUUUCAUGUUCCCCUCUAUACCAGUGAUACAUCUGUUCAAAUUAAAGUUUAUUAUUGGAGUACACACAUAAAAAAAUGGUGAGAUUCUUUUUCCUGCAGGCACAUUCAGCAAAUCUAUAGAAUAGUAACUGUAAACAGGAUCAAUGAAAGAGCAAGAGCACAGAAGACAACAAACUGUUGAAAUGCAACUACAAAUAAAAUAGCAAUAAAUAAUGAGAGCAUGGAAUAUCAAGAUAACAUGAUAGAUACUGCUUUCCUACAACAGCAUUUCAUAUAGAUGUACUCAAUGGCUCAGAAAGAUUUGCCCAUUAUGUACUGGGCCAAAUCCAUUACCUUUUGUAGGGUUUUCUGUUCAAAGGCAUUGGUGUUCCAGACUGUAAUGUAGCCAGUCAAUACACUUCCACUACACAUCUCUCGAAGUUUGUCAAGGUUUCUGAUGUCAUGCUGAAUGUCUGCAGCCUUCUAAGGAAGUUGAGGCACUGUCGUGCUUUCUUUACAAUUGCAUUUUGUAUAAUGGGCCCAGGACAAGUCCACUCGGAUGGUGACCCUCAGGCAUUUGAAGUUACUGACCCUCUCCACAUGUGAAGGGUAUCUUCAUUUUUAAUAUGCCUUCCUGCCAACAUCCUUCCUUUUUAUCCAACCCUCCAGGUCACUUGUCAUCUAAGUUCUUUUGGAUUUGCUGUUCUUGCCGUUCGCCCUUGUGGAACACAUUGUGCGUCAACUCUAAUUCUUCAAGUGUUACAUGAUUAUCAUUUGUCAGAUUUUAGAGUGGGCAUCUAUGACUAUCCCAUCACAACAACAUGAAGACAGUGACACAUCACCUGAACCAACCAUUAAUGCAUUUUGAAGUAUUCUCUGAUUUUCCAAUGAACAUUCUUCUGAUUAAAUAACCUUGUUGCUAUUGCAUUUUAAAGCAUUCAAGCCUCAAAAAUUUUGAAUUACCAUAAAAAAAUUACUUACUCCAAUAGCAGUUGAUAACCAAAUUAAAAAUUAUAGAUGUAGUAAGAUUGAUUAAUGGACCAUCUGUGCAAGCUCAGACCUAUUUGCUGGGAAGAGAGCAUCUUGUUCCUGGAGAAAUAUGUUGGGUCACCAGAGACUGAAAUUCAAGGAAAAUGAACACACCUGCCAAAUACUGAUCAGGCUAUGCAGAAUGAGGUGAGUGUGUCGAAAUGGGAAUGGUGAUGAGGUAAGGGAGAAGCAGAGAUCAGUGUAACAGGUAAGGUGAGAAUGUGGUGAAACAGAGAGGAACAGUGGGGACAGAGAGUGCGAGAGAUGGGGUGUGGAGGGGAAGAGAAGCAACAGGCAGAGGAGGGAAGUAAUGGGAAAUGUGGGAGAAUGGCACACAUCGGAAAGUGGGGGAGAGGAAGUGAAGCCAUGGAAAAAUGGGAAACAUGAUGAAAAUGUCGAACAACUACUUCCAUAUCCCUUCCGGAACAAGGUGAAAUUUUCCCCUGCAGU
Mobula hypostoma (lesser devil ray) is the source of this 8198-nucleotide messenger RNA. RefSeq lists its product as uncharacterized. Gene Ontology annotation, molecular function: protein binding; GTP binding. The transcript is spliced from 4 exons. The record is from RefSeq and is a predicted model, not a curated record. Lineage: Eukaryota; Metazoa; Chordata; Chondrichthyes; Myliobatiformes; Myliobatidae. Bases 413 to 4210 code for a protein of 1265 amino acids.